Messenger RNA from Drosophila ananassae, 3731 nucleotides. Its product is annotated as fibrinogen-like protein 1. The record is from RefSeq and is a predicted model, not a curated record. NCBI's taxonomy places the organism in Eukaryota, Metazoa, Arthropoda, Insecta, Diptera, Drosophilidae. Bases 54 to 1409 code for a protein of 451 amino acids. The transcript is spliced from 2 exons.
CAAGCCCGGCUUGGAUUUCAUUCAACCGUAACACACAGGCCUAGAAACACGUCAUGGAUCCGCGAGUUAUAGUUGCAGUUCUUUCGGUUUUGGUCCUGACAGACCUGACUGUCGCCUAUGAGGUGAUUAAGGGCAACGGAAGCUGUUUCGAAGUAGUUAAGACCAUGCUUGACCACUUUAUGGAGUUGAAAUCGGACGCCGAUAAGAGUAAUGAACUUAAAUACCAAACAGAACUUCAAAUUAAAGAUGAGCUAAUUAAGAGUAAAGAUGAACAAAUAAAAGCAUUGAAAGAUCUGAAUAAAAGGAACGAUGAACAAAUAAAAGCAUUAACCGAUCUGAUUAAAAGCAACGAUGCUCGUAUAAGAGCCCAAAGUGAAAUCGAAGAGCUGAUAAGGAUUAAAAAUAGUGAAAUUGAGAAAAAAAACAAUGAAAUUGAAAGAAAAGAAACGCUUAUAAAUUCAUUAAAAAAUCAAAUAAACGAAAAAAGUGAGGAUCUUAAAAAAGCUGGUAAGGAAAAAGAUGAAUUUAAUAAAAAACUACUUAGUUGUUUGGACAAUAUUAAUAAAACCAAGAAUUCGUUGAUGGAAAAAGAAAAGGAGAUCCAGGAAAAAAAAGAGGAGAUUAAAAGAAAAGACGAUCUACUGAAUGAAAAAGAUGCAGAAAUCCAGGAGAAGAUUGAACAGGCAAAAAGCAAGGACUUCCAAAAUAAGGACCUAACAAAUCAAAUAAAUGUUUUAUCCCAAAACUUAACUAUAACAAUUGAAAAACUUGGAAAGAGCGUUGACCCAAAUCCUUGUAAAAACGUCAGCAAGGACAUAUACCAAAUAAGGCUUCCGGGAGUGAGUGCAUUUGAGGCUCCUUGCAAUGGAUCUGGAUGGAUGGUAAUUCAGAGGCGGAUUGACGGCAGCGUGGAUUUUAAUCGCAAUUGGACUGAAUACAGAGAUGGGUUUGGAAAUUUGACAGGAGAGUUUUUCAUAGGCUUGGAGAAAUUGCACCUCAUAACUCAGUCGGGGCAGCAUGAACUGCUUAUCCGUCUGGGAAAAGUGGACGGGUCCACUGCUUUCGAAAAGUAUGAUAAUUUCAGGAUUGGCAGUGAGAAGGAUUCCUAUCCAUUGGAAUCGGUUGGAAUCCCCACUGGAGGUGCAGGCGACUCCCUUACAAAGCACCAUUUGAACAUGAAGUUCUCCACUAUUGACAGGGAUAACGACGAGGAUGCCUUCAAUUGCGCCAGAAGGUUGGGUGGUGGCUGGUGGUUUAAUAUCUGUGGACACAGCAGCCUAAACGGAAGGUUCAACAAAGAUGGUAAAGGGAAGUCUAAGAAUGGGAUAAUAUGGGGAAGUUGGCACAGAUACGAUUAUACUGUUUCACUUACAUUUGUUGAAAUGAUGAUAAGACCCAAACCCUUUUAGGAGCAUUUUGGAUGAUGGAAAUUUUGGAACUCUGAAACUGAAAAAAUUAUUAUACUCUCUCCAGGAUACCACCAGGACAUUUUAAACGUAUAUCAAAAAGAUAAAAUUAAAAAAAAUUUAAAAUAUAUCUUCUUUUUAUUCGAAUGCUUUUGCAGUAAAAUAACUUUAUUGCAGUAAGGAAGAUGAACUGUAAGGACUUUUUUCUUUCAGUGGAUUAAUUACUACAAUUGUAUGAGAUGAAAUUCAACUGAAAUUGAAUUUGUUAGCCUUUUUUAUACUGUUUUUUUUAGCCUUAUUAAAAAUAAAAUAAAAAUUUGUCAAAUGUGUUUUUUGAAAAAUAGGAUGAAAUUAUUUUUUAUUUAUUAAACAAUUCUGUUGAAGAUAGGUUUUUUUCCCUCAGAAAUUGUAAUUUAUUAUCGAAACGAGAAGAAACCUAUUUAAGAAGUCCUAUUAAAAAAAAUAGAAGUUCCAUAACUUGUUUCUGUCCUGAAAUCGCCCCCUUCGAUCCCCAUUGAAAUAAAGAAACUGCUGCAACACUUGAGUUUUGAAAAUAUUAAAGGCGAUAAAAGGAUUUCUUUAAAAAUUCGAAUAACAUCGUCCAUAUUUUUCGUCUCUAGGGAGUACGAAUGGCAGCCCCACGGCACGGAUUAAGGACGUCCUGCAGGCUUUAGAGGAUUUUGAGCAAGUCUUGGACGGCAGUCUACGAGGUGACGACCUGCAUGCCUUGGUGUGCGCGAGGAGACUCUAUUAUAACCGAAAAAUUAAAAAUGUAGGCAUCCGAUCAGAAUGAAUUAUAUAACAAUCGAAAGGUAUUUUUUGAAUUAGUUCAUUUUUGUCCAAACUUUUUCCAAAUGUUAUUCAAGAAAUUCGAUUUUUACAGCUCUUUCCCUCGAAAUAAGAAAUAAUACAGUAAAACUUGACUUGAAAUUAAGUGUUUCUGCCUUUAAGAUGUUAUCACUUAAGUUUGCUCUAAAAAAGUUGUUCUUAUAUGUAUACAAAAACAUAUUUGUAUUGUUUCGUUUGUUAAAAAUAAUAUUUUAUAUUUUCAUUCGUUGCCAGCCAAGCACUGCCCUAACUUUAUGAAAGUCACUUGGGCACACCUAGGAAGGAUGCUAAGCUCUUGCCAAAAAGAAAAUACCAUCCUCCCAACCCAUAGGCAGCUUGGACAAUAACUUGCAUAAGUUGGCUCGAUUGGAAAUUUAGUCGCCAAACACCCACACAAAAACAAACUCAAACUCAGACACACAUCCACAAACCUGGCUUGAACCUCGGAAGUUUCUGCAUUGAAAGUUUACUGACCGGAAACGGCAUGCAAUUUUAUCCAUGGCGAAGGCAGGUUUCCUUAUUUUCUUCUUGACUCUUUUUUAGUUUUUUUUUUGGAUUUACUACCCAGAACUCGAGGGGUACAAGGGUGUGUGGUAUUCGUUGAAAUUUAUUUAAAUAUAAGAACGUGUUGAUGGUGAUCUGAAAGUGCAUCAAGCAUAAAUAUGUACAUAUGUAUAAUAUUCUUAAUCAGCAUCUGACGGACCGUUCAUCCGUCUUUCCGUAGAAACGUGGACCUCAGACGUGGAUCGCAGAGACAAUUUGAUUAGUUCAGUUUAAUAUUAUCAACUUUUAUAUUUUAAUAGUCCGCGGAGUAUUUAAAUGAUAAUUUUACUAAACUUAAAUUUUAAAUGAUCUUAUGUGCUUAAGUUUAAAAAGUUUUAAUUUCUGUUAAAUGUAAUCAAAAUAUAAAAGUUGAAUUCUUACUAGAAAGCUUUGAGUUUUAAAAAUGUUGAAAAACUCUAAAUAUUCUACCGGAUGUGACCUUCAUUCCGAUAGAUAAUAACCUUGGGAUAACCUUUAUACUGAUAAUAACCUUGGGAAACACCCAAACUGUUCAAAUCAAUUAAGAACGUGCGCUCAGAGUCUUCGUUUUGAGAUAACCCCGGCAUAGUUUUAAUUCAACCGAAACAUACAUACAUAUGUAUAUGUAGUGAUCUGAAAGCACGUCAUGGAAUCGCGGGUUAUAGUUUUGAAACUAUAUGGUUUUGGUCCUGACAGACUUGAUUGUCCGAAAAAAGCCGCUGAAGUUGUUAAGCCAAUAUUAAACCAUUUUAUAGAGUUGAAAAUGGCCGCGCAUAACAGCCGGUUAAAAGAUUUGAUAAAUAAAAUUAAUAUAAAAGAUGAAAAAAUAAAGGCGCUGAUUGAAAGCAGCGAAGAGCAAAAAAACACAAUAAACACUCUGACCAAAAACAACGAUGCCCUGAUAAAAGCACAAAGUGGCAAUGAAGAGCUGAUAAGGAUUAUUAAAAGUGAAAUAAGCCAGAAAAACAAUGAAAU